GCUCCUCCAGGAAAGGUGGAAGAGGUAGUGAAGUUUGCUAUUGAUAUAGGCUACCGCCUCUUUGACUGUGCCUAUUUCUACCGGAAUGAAAACGAAAUAGGGAGUGCAAUCCAGCAGAAGAUCAAGGAGGGGGCUGUGAAACGGGAAGACCUCUUCAUUGUCACUAAGUUGUGGAACACGUUUCAUGAGAGGUCCUUGGUUAAGGUAGCAUGCAAGAAGAGCCUCGCUGCACUGGAACUGGACUACCUUGACCUCUACCUGAUACACUUCCCUAUGGGAUUCAAGGCUGGUGAAGAACUGCAUCCUGUGGAUGAGAAGGGUAUGAGUAUCCCCAGUGAUACAGAUUUUCUGGACACAUGGGAGGCCAUGGAAGAGCUGGUGGACUGUGGUCUGGUAAAAGCCAUUGGCAUCUCCAACUUUAACCAUGAGCAGAUCGAAAGAAUCUUGAACAAGCCGGGACUGAAAUACAAGCCAGUAAAUAACCAGAUAGAAUGUCAUCCAUACCUCACCCAGGAAAAGUUGAUCAAAUACUGUCAGUCCAAAGGGAUUGCUGUGACUGCGUACAGCCCCCUUGGCUCUCCUAACCGCCCAUGGGCCAAGCCAGGGGAACCUGUGGUGCUGGAUGAUCCCAGGAUUAAAGAGAUUGCAGUUAGACAUCAUAAAACCCCUGCCCAGAUUCUGAUCCGGUUUCUUAUCCAGAGAGAUGUAAUUGUCAUUCCCAAGUCUGACAAACUACAGCGUGUUGAGGAAAACAUCAAGGUGUUUGACUUUGAACUGUCUAAAAAGGAGAUGGACAUCAUCCUCAGCUUUAACAGGAACUGGAGGGCAGUUCCAGUGCUCCAAGCUGUCAAUCACAAGGACUACCCAUUCAAAGCAGAAUAUUAA
This is a messenger RNA of Cariama cristata (Red-legged seriema), 885 nucleotides long. Its product is annotated as aldose reductase-like. Gene Ontology annotation, molecular function: aldose reductase (NADPH) activity. The annotation marks the transcript as partial. The transcript is spliced from 9 exons. Gene Ontology annotation, cellular component: cytosol. NCBI's taxonomy places the organism in Eukaryota, Metazoa, Chordata, Aves, Cariamiformes, Cariamidae. The record is from RefSeq and is a predicted model, not a curated record.